AUGUCAAACGGAAUGUUUAAUUCAAACCCAUCCGUGACCUAUAUCAUCGACCCACGAUACCGACCCAUGCAGGAAGUUGUCCGCACCACACCUACUGCUAAUUACCAGGUUGCUGGCGCUUACCAGGCUGGAGCGCAAGUAAACCCACAGCAGGUUUACUGCACACAGAACUCCUCCAAUCUGCGUCCUCUGCAGCAGAUCCAGAACUACCCUUCGAACCACGCCCAAAUCCGCGCCCAUCAUCUGGCUCCGGACCACAUUCAGAAGCGCGUGAAGCUGAGCCACCCUGAGGAGACCCCCGCCAAGAUCUGCAAAGAGAGCUCUCCCCAGAUCGUCCUCCAGAAACGGGCCCAGAGGCCAAUCCGGGGGGUCAAAUUCGACCUUGGCCCAAGCCGCCCAAGCCAUCCGAAGCACCUUCCCCGGGCCCCAUGCCCAGCGAAGCGCCUUCGCUCAUGCCUCGCAAAGCACCUUCGCCAGCCCCCCGUGACGGAUCAAGCUGAUCAGGAACCCGAUCCUUCGACAACUUGGAAACAAUCUUUGAAACACCUUGUCGAUGAUGUCGUCUUUGAUGGAGAAGAUGGUUAUUCCCCGGAAUUCCAUAUGAAGGUUCUGGCUGCGACUUCGUUUAUUGAUGAAUUGUUAAGUCCUCCUUCUGGAUCUACUAAUUGA
This is a messenger RNA of Melampsora larici-populina 98AG31, 669 nucleotides long. RefSeq lists its product as uncharacterized. Lineage: Eukaryota; Fungi; Basidiomycota; Pucciniomycetes; Pucciniales; Melampsoraceae. The record is from RefSeq and is a predicted model, not a curated record. The transcript has 2 exons. Bases 1 to 669 code for a protein of 222 amino acids.